Ruditapes philippinarum (Manila clam) is the source of this 557-nucleotide messenger RNA. RefSeq lists its product as uncharacterized. The record is from RefSeq and is a predicted model, not a curated record. The transcript has 3 exons. NCBI's taxonomy places the organism in Eukaryota, Metazoa, Mollusca, Bivalvia, Venerida, Veneridae. Bases 147 to 557 code for a protein of 136 amino acids.
UAUAUAUCGUCAAUGCAGCCACAUAUAUUUUUGACAUUAGACAGAAACUAUAACGAGCAAAACAUUUAUUUUCCGACCUUAUACGGUGUGAGACGGUAAACGCUAUAUCAUAUAGCUUAAACAAGCAGUGUUUUGACGUUUUCAAAAUGGGAUUUCAAUACGAAGUUUUGUUGUUUCUUGUGCUGUUCUAUAUACAACUAAUACAUUGCAUGCCGGGUGCAUUUCCUGAUGAACCUUUCAACUGUAACAGAUAUGGGGAUUAUUCUUCACACGACUAUUCGUGUAGACCUGCCGACUUGUUUGAUAUGCUGGAUGACGAUAAACUAAGAGACGAUGUUAUCACUGGAGACGAAUUUCUUCGUGAAGCAGGGGCACGUUGCAGUAACGAGACACUUCUACCUUCCUACAUCAACUGUAUGGGGACAUUGUCUGUGGAAUGUCCCAAACAGUUUGCCGAUGUGGCUGAUUCGUUAAGAAACAAGAUAAGCAUGUUUUGUGACGGCAAUGACGUCUCUGAAUGGCUCCAGUUAGGUUUGCAAUUACUGAUCACUUUGUAG